GAGAGAGAGCUGCAACAACUCCACUUGCAGCACAGGGAGCGCAGCCGACCCACUCAGCUGCCUUGGCUCUCUGCAUGGACGUCAGGUUUUCUCCCACAGCGGCGAUGUGAGAGCCUUUAGAUGAUUGUCAACGGGGGGGAAACUGCUAGAACAACUCUCAGUGUAGUUUUUGGCUCGCGGGGAUGGAUGGGAUGCACGCAGCAAACGGUGGAGUUGGCGACAUGGGUGAAAACGCAGGGGAAAGGUACCGUGCGCUCGCUUAUGACACCGCUCUGAGCACUCUGGCGGCUAUCUUCGUGUACGUGGUGGUGAAAGUGAGCUUGGACGGCAUCAGGCAGUGGCGUGCGAGGAUCUCAGUGCUCAUCGUGGGGUCAGGUCCCGUGGGGCUGACGGCCGCGUUGGUCGCUGUCCGUUCCGGCAAGGUGCUGAAACUGACCGUGCUGGAUGAGAGAUACCGGACCGCGCUGCUCUGCCGGCCUCAGCAGAUCGCCCUCGACCCCCGCAGUGUCAAGUUCCUGUUGGGACUCGGGGUGGACUUCGAUAACAUGGAGGGCUGCUGGCACAAUGAGCAUUUCUUCACUCGAAUCGGCGUGUUUCAGGAGUACCUGCUGAGCAUCCUGGAGCAGAAGAAGCAGAAGGUGGAGGUCAAAGUGCAACUGGGGACCAAGGUAGAGUAAACUGGAUUAAAACCAUCAUAAACUGGCCUUUUUUUUCCUCUGAAGUUGAAGAUGUACACACCAAGUAAUCCUCACAAGCUGUAAACCCCAUUUUAUAUUCGACUUCACUGUUUAGGAAGAGCAGGGAUAGAAGUGAGAGAGAUUCAGAGCAGCACACUCAUCCUGAGUCUUUGUAGUCUGUCAAACCUGAUCCUCCCUCGGUGGCAGCAGUCAAAGCAAACAGGCUGGUGUGUUUCUCUUCUUCAGCAAGGGUCAGAUAGCUCUCAGCAGCGAUGGUGACAGAAAUGCCUGUUCCUGUGUCCAGUCAGAGGGCAGAGAGUUUCACCUACAGUCAGCCUGGCCAAGGCAGAUAUCCUCAUUGUACUUCCUCACUUCCCUGUUUACUAAUAAAGAGCUCUUCUUGGUCCUGUUGUUGCUCCACACAUGGGGCAGCUUGCAGUACCCUGAAACAGUGGUUCUCAACUGGUCUCUCUCUGGGACCCACAUUUUCCUAUGGUCCUUAAGUCACGACCAACUAUUCUAGAAUUCAAACCAAGCAAAUUAAUUUUAAUAUUUAAAAAAAACUUAAGAGACCUUAAUCUUUAACAUAAAUCCACAUGUUUUAUUGAGUAAAGUGCAUUUCAGAGCACAUGGAGGGGACAACAUGAGGACGACAACUACUGAAGUUGCAUAUACAGAAAAUAUCAAAUAUCUAAUAAAUAUAGCAUUAAAUAUUUACUUUUUUGACCAGCUGUUUGUGACCCAUCCAGAACGUGUCCACGACCCACUUUUGGGUCGGGAUCCACAAGUUGAGAACCACUACCCUAAAACACACACACACAAGAAAAACAAACAAAAAACCAUAUUUUUCCAUCAAAAUGGAUUUUCUCUUUGGUCAUUAUUAGAGAUUGCUUUCUGGCUCUCUGCAGAUGAACUUGCUCGUUUAUGGCAGGCAGAUUGCACGUAAUCUAUCUUCCAUUACUCCCAAAGCUUCUCCUCACACAACAUUGUGUAAUGUCAGAGUGAAAGCACGCUCAUCGGUUGAAAUAACUUGUUAUGUAAGCUGACCUCAAACCUGAGGAGGAUCCUGCCGACAGUUUUUAGGCCAGUGGUAAAAGACUGUAAAAAAACGAGUGCUGGUAAAUCCAAACAUUGCGUCAGUAGAAGUAAAAGUGAUUUCAAAAUUAGAUCCUGUUUUCAUUCAUAUGUUUUUUGUUGUGUAUUUCUACAUUGGGUUUUUACCCAGCCAACUGCAUCCUGACUGAAAAGUAACUAAAUCCUCAACGAUCUUUAUCACAGUUUGUUUGUUUCCAUUUUCUUUAGCAGUGAACUUGAUAGCAGAGUAUGGCGUGAGAACAAAUUUCCAGCCGGUCAUUAACUUAGGACAAAGAAAUAACCCAGUAACCUCAAACCUCAGACAGGAGCAGUUGGCACUCAUUGUGGGCAAACAAUUAUGAAAAGUUCACUGAAUAUUUGUGUCAUGGCUGUAGACCAAGAGAUGCAUUACAGCUCCACUGAGGUCAAACUACAGUGUCACUGUACAUGCUGUGACUGUACUUUCAUUAGGCCUCUAUUUUCACCAUUAACGCUCAUCAAACAAACAUAGCUGAAAGAUUUGUUGUCUUGCGUCAUGCUUGCCCUCCCUGACUCUGGCCUGAAGCGUCUUUUCUCCUUGGCUCUGAUGCCGGUCCUGUGAGUUGUGACUGGCCUCCUCCUGCUCUCAGUGACUCACCAACCUCUGGAGAACGGAGACAAGGUCAAGAGAGGUUUUGAUCACAGCUAACUUCAGUUUCAUCUCCAGUCCCUGCCAAGUCUGCCAUUUCCUCUUGAUUAGACGGCACAUUAUGUUUGAUGAGGAAUUGUUUUAAGCCUGUCUGUGCUUCAAAUGUCUGAGAGUGCAAAGGGAUUUUUAAAGUUACCUCUUCUCUGCUGUCUAAACGGAUUUGAGAUAGAUCUCAUCAGCUUUGAGCCAGCAUAGCCCAUAUUUAUAUUCUGCCUUUUUGCCUUGCAGUGUUUUCUCUCCUCUUUUUUUCCAUGCAGCCUGGCACCUUGUGUUCUGCAGCAGAAUUACACACACCUGAGCAGUGAUUAAUCUUUUUAAAGAAAGCACAUUUUCAGUCAUUUAAGAGGCUGCUUUUGAUUUACUACUACGCCAUUGUCUAUCAUGGAAAGAAAUUGUGCAGGAUAGGAUUGAUUUCUCUGACACAGCUGUUGCGCGAUCAUGUAAAAAUGUCAACAGUGGAAAGCAUUUAAAUUCAAAAUUAAUAUAAAAAUAUCCUUUUGGAAUGGGUGAAAUGUUAAAAUAGUGCUGAGAUAAUGGACAGUGGAUUGGUCUGUAUUUAUUUCCAGUAAUGAUCCUUUUAAAGAUCAGCAUAUGUAGUGGGAGCGUCUAUGAUUUAAGUGUGAGUGUAUUCUUAAAGGCUAAUUUCCAAGAGUAAGGAUGAUUAUGCUCAUGUUGUCUUCGAACAAGACCACCAUAGAGAGCCACCUUUCUAUGGCAAACAUCUGUCUGCAGUUUUUGACACAUGACGACUGAUGAACGAGGAGUUUUAAGAUUUCUUUUAGUCUGAGUUGCCUGUAAAAAGUCUUUUAAAAUCACAAGGGACAUAUCCAGCUAACAUGUAUUAUCUCAAAAGGAGUUUCCCACUGAGUAAUAGACAGCUAUGAGACAUCUAGUUCUUUCUUAGACCUCAUUUCAACUCUGUAUAUCUUUAGACGGGAUUCAGACGUUGCACUUUAACCCAUUAUUCGUGAACUAUUUAUUUCCAAAAAGCAACUGUGAGUUGCACAACUGAUCUCCAAGUACUUAAUCAAAAUAAUUAUAAAAGCCGUUGAACAAUAUACAGUGUAGUAUAGAUAUAGCCCAGAUCUAGACUUGGUCUAAACUUGGUCUAAAUUUAGGUGUCUAAAAAAACUUUCAUUUUUAGACCUGUGGUAGCCUGAUUUUAGACCAGUCGUCUAGGCUACAUUUAGACAUCUAUUAGACCUCUUUUAGACCAAAAAAUGCUCAGUGGGAUUAAACCAAUUUGCAGUGAAUUUAUCAUGAAUGUCAAAGAUAUAACCACAACCCUUAUUGUCUGAGGGUCUUGACAGUCUUUGGAUUGAACACUUAUUUUAAAAACUCAUCCUCUGCCACAGCUUAAAUACAGAAAAAGUAUGAGUUCUUUCACUGUCCAUGUGUUUGGUUCCUCCUCCCUACAGUAACCUGAUGUUUAUAUGAUUCUUUAAAAAAUCUGAACAACUCACUCAACAGGUUUCCUUGUUCUUUUGUCGGUGUGUGUUUGUUGUAUCUGUUGCUCCAGUUCACAGAGGAGUACCUGCGGAGGAUCCCUCACAAUCACUGGCCUCGUGUGAUCGUGGUGGCUGACGGGUCUUGUGGAGACUCCUGCUCGGUGCUGGGCAUCAGCUCUGAUUACACCGUAGAGUCUUGUCAUGCUUAUGGAGCCAAUGCUGCAAUAGAGAGGCUGGACCAGAGACAGGUCAGAACACACACUUGCACACACACACACACACACACCCGAACAUCCACAUACUGAUGGAAACAUUCACACAUGCUCACACGCUGAGGCAAAUAAGCAACAGGUGCGUAUUUGUGUAAAGAAUGAAGGCUGUAGAAACAGGAUAUUACAGGAUAUCAGAGUGAGGGCGACUUUAUUUGGACUCAUAAAGCCUGUUUGAGCAAACAAGGAUGUAAAUCUGCCAAUAGCAGUUGAACACAGUAUCUGACUCUCGAAUAAACAAGCAGAUCCGAGCAGACUGUUGGCUCAUAUUAACAUCAACAGUGCGCCCGUUUUGAUUUACUCGUCCAGUCUGAUAAGAACGGCUGUUGUUCUGAUGGAUUUGGGUGACUGAGGAUGACAAAGCUUGAGAUAUGUUUGGCCUGACUCCUUAUCUCUCAUCUGCCGGGCGAAAACAAAUCAAGAUACGAAAACAUCAGAGCCAAUGUUUCUCUUGCAGUGCACCAAAGGUCACCUGACGUUAUAUAAGCAGAUGGUUCCUCGAAAGAUGACUCAGUGAUGCUAUCAAGAAGACAGAAUACAUGAAUCAAGAGCACCUUGAGUAAGCACUUACAAAAAUAGCUCAUUUUUUCUGCCCAUUUAAUUAUAGACGCUGCAAAUAAAGAAAUGAGGUGUUUAUAUUUUUGGGUGUGCUUUUAGAGUCAAAAUGCGGAGAAAUUACAGAUCACUCGAAAUUGUGUUAAAAAUUGUAACAAUAAUAGCCAAGAGGUUGUUUGUAUGUCUUUAAUGACAGACAAUGACGAACUUUAGAAUCAGAGGAUUGUGUAAUAGAGGAAAGUUCCCCAGUAUGAGGUGACAGAAACAUUAUGGGCUAUUAUUAACUUAAUACGUGAACAUGAGUCAGUCUUCCUACUUUAUACUAACAUAAUUAUUCCCAUCACGUUCUCUUUAGUGGCCAUGGUCUUCUUUUUAUUGCCUGCUUUUCUUCCCGGCUGUUUCCUGUAGUGAUUGAAUUUACCUCCCAGGAUAUGACCUGCUCAGCCCCAGCGUCUCCUCCCCUCCCCUCACAGUUGCAGCUCUGAGCCCUCACUGUCUCCCUCAGCUGCACUAACCGCUGUCUGAGCCCUCUGGGCUGGUUUAUGUCAUUGAGAAGAAAAUUGAUCAAUUCUGGCUUUAGGGGAAAUGUGGAGCCAAUGUCCAAUUGAACAAGAGAAAGAAAUUAAGAUUUUCUUCUUCAAGUGAUGACCAUUCAAAUGCAGAUUAGAGAUGUAGGUGAUACUCUGUGUGUUUGUUUUUAUUUUUUAUUGUUGUUAGUGGUUUAUUUCUGUGUGUCAAAAUAUAGUGAGAACUCACAAACAAAAGUAGACUAAGAAAAUGGUGUAUUUGAUAGCUAUGGGGAAAUUAAUAAAAACAAAAACAACAAAAACAUCCAAAUAUUAGCCUUUAAGACUCACAGAGGAAGUUUUUUAAAGUGAUGGCUGCUUGGAGAAAAGCUCUCAGCGUUGGUCACUGUUUACAGGAAAAUAGAGAAAAGAAAAAAACACUAUUAUUAUACAAUGUCAAAAGUUUUCAGGCAAAACAAAGUUUAAAAAGUAGCUCACCAAUGUUUGAAUAACACAGUAUUUCCAUUAGAUCAGUUUCCCACCAAAAUCAGCGUUAGCGGUGUGUGGAUUCAAGCAGUCAUUUUCAUUUUAAUGUUACAGCGAAAGUAAUCUUUUCUGCAGUGUGAACCUACAUAAUCAUCUAUGUAGCACCUCUAAAAGCAAUCAUUCACAAAGUGCUUUGAUAUACAAGUAAAAACAUGCAUAAGAGUAAUGCAUAAGGACCGAAAAAUAGAAAAACCUAAUUUGUGCAGGGCUGGCAUGAAGUGUGCACAUUCUUGUAUGAAUAUAAUUUACUAAAAUUUAUUUACCAAACCUUUUUUAACUUAUUCAAUCUACUUUGACUUCUAACAUUUAAGUAUUAAGUACUGGAUUUUUUUAAGGACCCAAAAAGAUGUACUGUUUGUCCACAAUCACAUUUUACCUGAGCUUACUUUGAAAACUGCAACAAACUCCUGCACAGCUGGGACCCACUUACAGUAUGUUUUAAAACCAACCAGUAAAACUUUAAACGGUUUUUAAAACUCACCAGGAAGCCAGUGAUUUAAUCUGAAACUGUGUUUUGUGAUAUUGUAUGUUUCAAAGUGUAAGGAGCAGCUGUAUAUAUGUGAUGGUAAUAGUUGUGGUGGAAGUCAUAGUAAUCCUAGUCUGUUUACUGCCUCUAAUCAGAAGUGGUUUCACUCACUAUCCUUCUCUCUUAACUUCAGGUUCCCACUCCUGAAAUCCGAGCCCACAGCCUGUACUUUGACCUCUCUGCUUACGGAGUGGAGGCUCUGCGAGAGCACCGAAACCCGGCGUCCAAACCAGGUUUCCACCUGAAGAUCUACGGCACCUUCAGGAACCGCUACAUGGCUCUGGUCUGUCCAGCCUCUGAAACCAAGAUGGUCCGCUUCCUGAGGCACACGGCCAACUCUUCUGUGAGCAUCAGUUCUUCAUUAAACCUCUUUCAGGGGUUUGUUUUCCACCUAUUGUUGUUGAUAAGGCUUCCAGGUGUGAGGAAGAUGCUGCUGAGUUGAAUGGAAGGGAAAUGCACCUAAUAAUAACUCCUGUUCCUCACCUUUUAUCCAGCAAAUGGCCUUUCACUGCACUAUUAUUGGAGUCCAUUAGUGUCUGAAUUUGUAUGUGUGUAAAUCUCUGGAAGAGAGUGUUUGGCUGAGGGCAUCAGAAGAAGAAGUGUAUGUGUGUGUGUGUGUGUGUGUGUGUGUGUGUGUGGGGGGGGGGGGGGGGGUAGGAUUCACUCAAGUGUGUGUAGAGGCCAUCUGUAUCCUGCUUUCAUAUGUCAGUGAACAAACAGACAGCAGUUUUUUAAGAGAAAAUGGCUGUGGCUGCUCCAGUAACCGCUGGGCAGUAACUCUCUUUUAGUAAGAAACUUAAUUUUUUUUUAAUGUAAAGUCAUGGCUGACCCCACGCAGAAUACAGCGGAUUACACACAGGUACAUUGCAAGACCAUCCUUGGAGCGCUUGUUGCUAUGUGGGUGGCCAUUCAGAUGCACCGUUACUUGGUAACAGAUGACUGUGUAAGUACGGGUCGAAGGAGAGCAGAGCAAGCAGGCAGAGAGACGACAGAGGAAGAGGGAGCGAGAGAAACGUACGUCACUCAGUUCCCACUGUUAAUGAAGAAUCAAUGACUAAGAAAGGAAAUGAGUGGAAAUUUUUCCUCUUAAUGUCUGUUUUUGUCUCUUUUUGUGAUUUGUGGAACAGAUUAAAGAAGGGUUAUAAGAAAGACUUUUUCAUUGACUUUACCUAGAAUGGGGAUUUUUGUAAGAGAUUGUUUAUCCUGAAUAUCUAUGAAUUAAUUCCAUAAUUUUAUGUCCUUCACUCUAAGAAAAAAAAUACAAGUCACAGUUUGUCAAAGGCCCACUUACAGAAAUGAGGGAGGUUUUCAGACAUAUGAGCGAUUAGGCCGCUGCUGAUAUCUUCAUGCCCUCUGUGAUCUUUCUGUGUCAUGAGCUCAUCAAUGAUGUGUCAUUAUCCACCAUCAUACACUGUUGAAACCCAUUACACACUCUAAGUAGAACUUAUCAUUUUAUUACAAUCAAUAUUCAAGAGUUUUUUAGACCAUGGCUCAAGGCAAGCUUACCAUGUGAUCACAAAUUAAACCUUUGUAUACAAAAGGCUUCCAUAGCAUGUAAUGCAACUUGAAAUGUAUUGUUUUAUCUACAGGUUGGGAAGUUUGUACUGUUUUGAGUUGUUUAAAUGCUGUUUAUUGUGAAUUAGUUUUAUAGCUAACUCUAGUUUAGCAGCUGUGAUGUGCAUGGUCUCUGUCAAAUAAAUGAAAAAAAUCUGACUGAAUUAACAAAAAAAAUUUAGUCCAUUUUUUACAAACAAAGAAAAGUAAAACAUUGCAAAGUGGUAGCAUGCAUAACCACAGAACUCUUCCCCCUUAACCUCAAUCCAAACAUUGUAUUAUUGUUUUGUUUUGUUUUAUCUGUGGAUCUGUAUUUAUGUGAGAAAUGAUCAGAAAUAUCUUAAAUUAUCUACUUUUUAUGUCCAGAUCAUGAAGAACAUUUUUCACCAGUCCUUCAAUGCCUAUAAGACGGACAUCGAGCCCCGUCUCAGUGACGUGACGCGACAUCACAUGCAGUGCAGCCGCCGCCUAUUUGAGAUCCAGUUAUCACACAGACGCAUCAGUGCCGCCUACAUCGAUGGGGACAAUGUGGCGGUGACUGUGGAGGGGGAGGCAGCUCGUGUGCUCAAUUUUGACACAGGUACAUGUCUAUGAAAGCAGUUAUUGAAUCAAAGAGAAGGCCGGGGCAUGAUAAAUCAGAUUUUUUUUUUAACAUGCAAUAUGCUUUUUAAGGGGUGUGUAACUCUUCAUGGAUGUGCCUCCCUCAAUUUGAUUAAAGCCAUAAAACUGACUUAAAGUUAUCUGCAAGAUGAGGGUUGAUACCUUUUUAGAAUAAACACAUUUUGUGUGUCAUAUCAGGACACAUUUAAUACAUGUUGACUGUAAUUUUUUUCUUUGUUUUCUUCUCAAGGUUGUGGGGUGAAUCUGGGUAUGCGUGGUUUGGAGUCAAUGGGGACAUUUAUUUACCGCACAGCCACCGCUGUGGACCAGAACGACAUCCUGGAGGCUCUGUCAGCUAAAAUGCAGCACUCCAGGCAGGUGGCUGAGACCAUCAAGCAGACAGGCCUGGUUGAAUCCAUGUAUGAGUGAGACAGCGAGACAACCUGGUGAAAACGUGGUGGGUUGUUGGUGGUUACAUCGAAUGUUUACAAUGAACCAUGAGUCUGUUUGUGAAUGAGGCUGUAAUAGUUCAAUAUUGAACAGGACUGUAUGAGCUGCAACCAGAUUGAUGUAAACAUGUGACUUUAAGUCUUUCUGACAUACACUGAGCAGAUCUACUUGUGAUGGAUUGAUUGAAAAUGUUCAACAGUUUUACAAAAAGAAACCACAUUGGUUUGAAUUCCUUUCUGUAAGAUUGAGCUUGAGACCAGAAUUAAGAUAAUUUAAAUCUCUGCAGGGAAAGAAUAUACAUAAAUCUUAAGGUUAAGCUCACUGUGCUCUCUGGAUGCCGUAGUUCCUGAGGAAAUAAGACUGUGCUGCAGAAUCAUCAGCUACAGCCAGAAAUGUUAAAGCGUCCGAAAGUCUGUGUUGAUUUUACAGACACGCAUCUCUAAAGCUGAAAGCCUGAUAAAAUAAGGUCAGCUUUUAUCAAGCUUUCUGUCUUUGUGUUUGACUGAAAACUUUGUAACGAUUGUGACUCACUUGAAGUGUUUGCUGAAGUGUCUUACUUUUGUCCAGUGCUUUGUAAAAGAUUUUAUAUUUCGAAUAAGAAGGGUACGCCAUGUUUUGAGCCACUGAUUUGUUGAUUGUUAAUGUGUCAUGGCGUCAUUUUUUCACAAUCUUUUCAUGCUAAAUUAAAGGUUACCUGAAGCUAUGCCAACAUCACCCCUAACAUUGUAUCAGUCUAGAUUAAUGCUGUUUACUCUACAUAACAUCAUGUUGUUUAAGAGUCCAUUGAAAUGGUAAUUUGGUGUGAGGUAUGUGGAUCGUUUUUACAAGAUGCUGUCAGUUGUUUGUUGAUUUCAUGCUUUUUCACUGAAGGCAUAAGCCACUUGAAUUAAAAUGACGAUUCUGAUCUUGGCGGAUUUAA
Molecule: messenger RNA, 9812 nt
Organism: Xyrichtys novacula (pearly razorfish)
Lineage: Eukaryota; Metazoa; Chordata; Actinopteri; Labriformes; Labridae
Source: the annotation of a GenBank genome assembly